Messenger RNA from Trichosurus vulpecula (common brushtail), 5094 nucleotides. It is a transcript of the gene PDE1C, whose product is annotated as phosphodiesterase 1C. Bases 357 to 2258 code for a protein of 633 amino acids. The record is from RefSeq and is a predicted model, not a curated record. The transcript is spliced from 17 exons. Gene Ontology annotation, biological process: signal transduction. Gene Ontology annotation, molecular function: 3',5'-cyclic-nucleotide phosphodiesterase activity. Lineage: Eukaryota; Metazoa; Chordata; Mammalia; Diprotodontia; Phalangeridae.
ACUCCCCAUCCCGCCUGGGGGUGGGGGCGAACAUGGCCUGGGGAGAGGAGUGCACCUGGGGGCAGCCCUGAGCUGCGGGAGCCGCCACCACCGCAGACUGUGGUCGGGCCAGUUCCGUGGAUCCUCUCCGUGACGCGCGGAGGUACUGCGUCCAGUCCUGGGGCUCCCACUGAGAGGAGGGGAGGGCCCUCGGGCAGGGCAGGGCACGGGGGCUGGAGGAGGAUGUGGCCCAUGGCCUCGCUUCUGGCUUCUGCUCCCUGCUGAAGGGGCUGGGAGGUUCGGGGGACGUGGUGGAGCUGGACCGGGGAAUCCCCAACGCGGAGCUUCGUCCCAAGCGCUCCCCCCACCCCGCAGCCAUGGAGUCCCCCACCAAGGAGAUCGAAGAAUUUGAGAGCAACUCCCUGAAAUACCUCCAACCUGAACAGAUCGAGAAAAUCUGGCUCCGGCUCCGCGGGCUGAGAAAAUAUAAGAAAACAUCCCAGAGGUUACGAUCUUUGGUGAAGCAGCUAGAAAGAGGAGAGGCUUCUGUAGUGGACCUCAAGAAGAAUUUGGAACAUGCAGCAUCGGUCCUGGAAUCUGUCUACAUCGAUGAAACAAGGCGACUCCUUGACACAGAAGAUGAGCUCAGUGACAUCCAGUCAGAUGCCGUGCCUUCUGAGGUUCGGGACUGGCUGGCCUCCACCUUUACCAGGCAGAUGGGGAUGAUGCUGAGAAGGAGCGAGGAGAAGCCCCGAUUCAAAAGUAUCGUUCAUGCUGUGCAGGCUGGGAUCUUUGUGGAGAGAAUGUACAGACGGACAUCAAACAUGGUUGGACUAAGCUACCCACCAGCUGUGAUUGAAGCACUAAAGGAUGUGGACAAGUGGUCCUUUGAUGUCUUCACACUGAAUGAUGCCAGUGGAGAUCACGCCUUGAAAUUCAUUUUCUAUGAACUACUCACCCGCUAUGAUCUGAUCAGCCGCUUCAAGAUUCCCAUCUCUGCUCUUGUCUCAUUUGUGGAAGCACUGGAGGUGGGCUACAGCAAACACAAGAACCCCUACCACAACCUGAUGCAUGCAGCAGAUGUCACUCAGACAGUCCACUACCUCCUCUACAAGACAGGAGUUGCGAACUGGCUGACGGAGCUCGAGAUCUUUGCCAUCAUCUUCUCAGCAGCCAUCCAUGAUUACGAGCACACUGGAACCACUAACAACUUCCACAUUCAGACUCGCUCAGAUCCGGCCAUUCUGUACAAUGACCGAUCCGUACUAGAGAAUCACCACAUCAGUGCAGCCUAUCGACUUCUGCAGGAAGACGAGGAAAUGAAUAUUUUGUCCAACCUUUCGAAGGACGACUGGAGGGAAUUCCGGACCUUGGUGAUUGAGAUGGUGAUGGCCACAGAUAUGUCCUGUCAUUUCCAACAAAUCAAGGCCAUGAAGACUGCAUUGCAACAACCAGAAGCAAUUGACAAGCCGAAAGCCUUAUCUUUGAUGCUUCACACAGCUGAUAUCAGCCACCCAGCUAAAGCCUGGGAUCUCCAUCAUCGCUGGACCAUGUCACUGCUGGAAGAAUUCUUUAGACAGGGUGACAGGGAAGCUGAGCUCGGCCUUCCUUUCUCACCUCUGUGUGACCGCAAGUCGACCAUGGUGGCUCAGUCUCAAGUAGGUUUCAUUGACUUUAUCGUGGAGCCCACCUUCACUGUGUUGACUGACAUGACUGAAAAGAUUGUAUCUCCACUUAUUGAUGAACCUUCCCAACCUGGCGGGACUGGGCACAGGCGCUCAAGCUUGAAUAGCAUCAGCCCGUUAGAUGCAAAGCGAUCAAGCGUCCGGAGCACUGGGUCCGAAGGAAGUGCCUCGAUCAAUAAUUCCGUCCUCACUGUGGACUAUAAAAGUUUUAAAGCCACUUGGACCGAGGUGGUGCACAUUAACAGGGAGAGAUGGAGGGCCAAAAUUCCAAAAGAAGAGAAAGCCAAGCGGGAAGCCGAGGAGAAAGCCAAGCAGGAGGCCGAGGAGAAGAAAAAGCAAAUGGAAGCCAAAAGUCAGGCUGAAGAAGGUGCAUCAGGCAAGCCUGAGAAGAAAAAGUCUGGAGAAGGGAAGAGUCAAGUGAAUGGAGGGCGAGCCAACAAAAGCGAAAACCCUCAUGGGAAACAUCCAUCUAAAGCAGACAAAUCUGGAGACAAUAAACAGGCUCAUGCGGGUGAUGAGAAAAACAAGACAGACAAGAAGGAUCAGUCCAACGUUGGCAAUGAUUCCAAGAAAACAGACGAUCCAGAAGAAUAACAGUACACACACACACACACAAACACAAAGAACCUGCAAAUUUCUUUCAUCAUUUUAGCUGAGCUUCUUCCUCCUUCUCCCUCUUCUUCUGCAAAGACCAGUUUCUGGGGGGAGGCUUACAAGUUUCCAAAAAUAACCCCCACCCCCAACUUGGCUGCCUCUCCCACGUCCCCCCACCUCCGCCUUCUCUCAUGGGCUGCUGCACAGGAGACGACUCUUUGGGGCUUGGUUUGAAGUUGUGCUCUAGGCAGAGGGGGUUUUCUACUGAAAAACCAACUUGAGAUUUGCACAAACACAUCACUGUAUGAAAGGCCUGCCUCAGCCCCACUGGUAACGUCCUGGCUCCUAAGGCACUUGUCAGACAGGAUGGAGAUGGAGAAAGGAGGCUUGGGGAGAAAGGCUUGGAAACCUACCCCACUGCUGCCAUCACCAGUGUUCCCAUUUGGAAAUAUGGUUUUCCCGCUUUUUUUCCUUUUUUUUGGCUGCUGAUGUUGGAGACAGAUUUUGGUUUUGAUGGAAGUUCAAAGGCUUUUCUCAUUUCUUCUGAUCUCCUCGCUGUCUGGGUUUUUGCUGGAUCUGGAGAUAUUCAUCCUCUGUCCUAUUCUCACUUUAGGACAUGCUAAACUGCAGCUGUGGGCGUCUCUACGUUCUCUGAUAUGAUGGAUUUGUAAAUGGAUAUUUAUCCUACAGGAACAUUUCAUUCAAACCUCAUCUGACUUUUCUUUGUGCAUUUAUUAAAGUAAACCUAAAGGAAGGUGCCUACUCUCCCUACUGUAGGAGAGGAUGCUCUGAGGAGUAUCCCUAUAGUUGGGGGGUGAUGAGCAGAGACCUGAACAUUUCCUCUAUGAGGUCUUCCAUCAUUAGGGCUUUGUGUCUAUGAGUUUCCAUUGUGAGUGACCCAUGGCUCACCCCCUUGUCUCCUCUGGUAAAUGCCAAGAGAUGAGGGGCAGGGAAUCAUGCCAGUUAGUUAUUUUCAUCUCAAUGGGAUUUAUUUUUUCUUGACAAGAUAGAAGCUUAUUGACAGAGUUGAUAAAAAAGACAGGUUCAGGCAAAACCUGAAGAGGGAAUGAAAAUUACUUAAUCUGACUUCUAGAAGAGAAUGAGGAACAACCAAGGGGCAGCCAUUGAAUGUGCUGUAGUGGUUCCUCACACUGUCAGGAGAAAGAAAGAAAAGAAGGCGUCUAACCCUUUGAGUGCCCCCAACGUCCCCAUGCUGAAUUUAUAGGGAAUACAGAUGUGUUGCACAGGCAUGGGUCAGUUUCAGUCUGUAUUAAAGACGGGAAUAGUCCCAUUGAUGAGGGAACCAAUCCACUCUUGUUUUCCAGUAGAGCCUGAAUGCCCAAUCAAUGGAAAAAAGUACCCACUAUGUGCCAGUCACUCUAUUAAGCCCUAGAUAUACAAAGAAAAAUUCAAAGCAGUUUCUAACCUCAAGGAGAUAACACUCUAAUGAAGGAGACAACAUGUGUGUAUGCAGAACAGAAUGACAGAGUAGUGGCUAGUUGGGUGCUGUGAUUUUGAGAUUUCCCUUAUAUGAAUCUCAAAGUCUAGUUUAGGGGCUCAUGAUAGCCUUUGGCCACAAUCCAAAUCAUUGGGAUUACAGAUAAUCUUCCCACGAUAGAGUAAAAUUUACAAUUAAAAGAACAAAAUGGCUGUUUCCAUAUGGUAUCAAAAUAAUAAACCUUCCCUCUGAAGAGAGUUAUGCAAGAUUCUUUUUUUACUUUCUGUUUAGUGGGAAGAGCACAAGGAAGUGGUCUACAAGACCAUUUGCUCUAUUCAAACCGUGCACAUGUAGAAAAAUGUGAGCCUCUCUGGUGUAGACAGCAGGCAUAUACUGAUCACCAUUUGACUACCUAGUUAUUUGACUCAAUUCAACAAGCACUUAGUAAGAGCCUGUUAUAUGUCAGGUCCUGGGAUAUACAGAUUCUGGGGCUGCAGAGAUGAAAAGAAACAAGUUCCUGCCCUCUAUGAGCUUUCUAUCUAUUUAUAUUCAUAAUUAAGUUAAUUUUGAUCACUCCAUUUCUGUGUUUAGUAGCUCUAUCUGCUUUCAGGACAGACCAUAUGUUCCUAGUAGAGGCCAUGGUCAUUGUAUAUCUUUGGAAGUUGUCUGUCUCUUUAAGUUCCUAGGACUGAGCCCAACCUAGUAUGUGUCAACUUUUGGUCUCAUGAAAUGCAAUGGCGGCCUUGUUCCUUCUCCACAUCCUCGCACACAGAGCCUUACAAACCAGCCAGCAUCAACUCUCCUGGGCUCUUAUUUUUAAAAGCAAGCAAAUGUUGUUUGUGAAACAAUAUUGGAGAAAACUGUAGGAAAUAUAGCCAUUUUCUUCCUAGAUUAUCAAUCACCCUCCAGGAGUAAUAAAGGUGCUGAUGCUUUUGGCUAUUUUACUCGUGCAAUGUUUCCAAUUGGGGAAAAGAAUGUGAAAGGGUGUCCAGCCAUCCCUGCUGUUUGCACUUGGAAUCUCCCAAGGACAUUGUGAGAAAACACACAAAAAAAUUCAUAUGACCUUUGUGUGUAUGCCUUUUACAUGUACUUUAGUGAGACUCUACUAAAGAUCGAUUUUUUAGAAACCUACUUCAUUGCCUGAUGUAUGUUUUUCAGAGAUGAUAGGGUCAUAAAUUAAAAACUGGAAGGGAUCUCAGAGGUAAUUUUGGCUAACCCCCUCAUUUAACACAACAGGAAACCAAGGACCAGGGAAACAAGGUGACUUCCCUCAGGUCACACAGUAAGUAACAGAGAUGGAAUUUGAACCUAGGGCUUCCACCUCCAAAUGGGACCCUCUUUCUACAACUCCAUGUUGCCUCUUGCUUUUGCGAUUAAACAGAAUUUUUUUGGUCUUGA